AUGGAGUCUGAAGCAUUUGACGAUCUGGCGAAGAGCACCGACCCUCUCCGCACGGUCAAGGAUUUGGCCGCCGGUGCGGCGGGUGGAAUCGCUCAAGUGCUGCUGGACAUUGUCAAGGUCCGCUUGCAGACCACCUCCCAAUAUAAGGGUGCGUUGGACUGUGCCACUCAGAUCUUCAAAAAGGAGGGCCCCGCCGCCUUUUACAAGGGCACUUUGACUCCCUUGAUUGGAAUCGGAGCGUGUGUUAGUGUACAGUUUGGUGCUUUCCAUCAAGCUCGCCGCAAGCUUGAGGAAUUGAACAAGAAGAAAUAUGCCGACAGCACCCUUUCUUACGCUCAGUACUGGCUGGCCGGUUCAUUUGCGGGUGUGACGAACUCGGUCCUUUCGGGUCCGAUUGAGCAUGUUCGUAUUCGCCUCCAGGCUCAGCCGCACGGCGCUGGUCGCCUGUACUCUGGUCCCAUUGAUUGUGUAAAGAAGUUGGCUGCCCAGGGGGGCGCUGUGCGCGCUUUGUAUCGCGGUCAGGCUGUGACUAUCCUCCGUGAAGCAACAGCCUACGGUACCUGGUUCAUGGCAUUCGAAUACAUGAUGAACAUGGAUGCCAAGCGCAACAAUGUGCAGCGUGAAGAUAUCUCCGCUGUCAAGGUUGCCACAUAUGGUGGUCUUGCCGGUGAAGCACUGUGGCUCGCCAGUUAUCCUUUCGACGUGGUAAAGAGUAAGAUGCAGACCGAUGGCUUUGGAGCUACUCAGCAAUAUGCCAGCAUGCGCGAUUGCUUCAAGAAGACCUACGCCCUCGAGGGCUUCGGUGGAUUCUGGAAGGGCAUUGGACCUACCCUCCUGAGAGCGAUGCCAGUAUCCGCGGGUACUUUUGUUGUUGUCGAGCUUGCCAUGAAGGCUUUGGGCUAA
This is a messenger RNA of Penicillium oxalicum, 903 nucleotides long. RefSeq lists its product as uncharacterized. The record is from RefSeq and is a predicted model, not a curated record. Lineage: Eukaryota; Fungi; Ascomycota; Eurotiomycetes; Eurotiales; Aspergillaceae. The transcript has 4 exons. Gene Ontology annotation, molecular function: L-ornithine transmembrane transporter activity. Bases 1 to 903 code for a protein of 300 amino acids. Gene Ontology annotation, biological process: mitochondrial L-ornithine transmembrane transport.